CCCCUGUUUUCUCCUCAUCUUCUAGAAGGUGGCCAGCAUUUCAAUAGACUGGCUCUAAUACCUUCUCAUUUCUGUUGUGUUGUGAUUCUCUUGUGAACAAACGUCUUUACUGUUUCGUCACGGAUUCGGGGAGGAUGGGGAGACAGUGAAACUGAGGGAGAGAGAGGCUAAGGAACUUGCUCGAGGUCUCGUAGCUGGAAAUGACUUAGAGGCCUUACAAAUACAUCUGUGCAUUCUUGCUUCAGACUUUACAAUUGAGAGCCAAUCCAGUCUGGAAGCACCUCUUAUUAAUGUUACAAGGAAACCGCUACCUCAGCAAACAAAAGGAAAGGAGGAGAAGACUUACAACGACAAAUGCCAUUUUUAAAAAACAAACAAACUCAUUUCCAGAAAACAUUGAGGAGAUUUGAAAAUUUUUAGCACUGAGGCGAAAUUUAACAGGUAAAAUGUAUUUGACAGGCAGGUUCUGUCAAAAUUCUGCAGAGGUUUGACCUUCUUUCUUAAGGCCUUAGAGUGAAGUUUAUCUGUACUGCUUUUUAAAUUGCUGUUGAUCAGCUUGUGGGUCUUUGGGUUCUUUUUUGGUAUAUUGAAGAUACAUUAUAUUACAUUUUUAAAAGUUAAGUUAUUUUUUUGCCAUUGUAAAUACAGUAUCAAAAUAUUCUUGCAAAGCAAUUUUAAGUAAACAUUUUUCUCCGCAAGCAUAUCUUUUUAUUAAGAGAGUGGAAUGCUAAACAGUUCUUAUCUAGCAUUUUGGACGUACUUUUAUUUUUCAUCAGAGGUCCUGCCUAUACAGAAAAUAUUCAUGAUAUAAACCUAUUGUCCUAGUCUCACAUCUUCAUUGGAUUACACGGUCACCUGCCUCAUGGAGAUGCCUUUUUUAAAACAUAGAUUUGCAGAACUCCAGUAUUUUUAUACCUAGCUACGGUUUUGAAGAAACAAAGAGGCAGAACCCUGACCUGCUCACGGUCGCUGGGACGAUUCCCCCUCCCGCAUGUAUUGCUGCAGUGCCCAGGACAGUAAGAUGGACUAUAAGCGGCGCUUCCUGCUUGGCGGGUCCAAGCAGAAGGUGCAGCAGCACCAGCAGUACCCAAUGCCUGAGCUGGGCCGAACACUGAGCGCUCCCUUGGCAUCUACGGCCUCCACUGCCCCCCUGGGCAGUCUGACUGCUGCAGGCAGCUGCCACCACGCCAUGCCCCACUCCACCCCCAUUGCCGACAUCCAGCAGGGCAUCUCUAAGUACCUAGACGCCCUCAACGUCUUCUGCCGUGCCAGUACUUUCCUCACAGACCUCUUCAGCACUGUGUUCAGGAACUCUCACUACUCAAAGGCGGCCAUGCAGCUCAAAGACGUGCAGGAGCACGUCAUGGAAGCAGCCAGUCGGCUGACCUCGGCCAUAAAGCCCGAGAUUGCCAAGAUGCUCAUGGAACUCAGUGCCGGGGCCGCCAACUUUACAGAUCAGAAGGAAUUCAGUCUCCAAGACAUUGAGGUGUUGGGGCGAUGUUUCUUGACAGUGGUGCAAGUCCAUUUCCAGUUUUUGACUCAUGCGUUGCAGAAGGUCCAGCCAGUGGCUCACUCUUGCUUUGCCGAGGUCAUCAUGCCAGAGAAAAAGAGCAGCAGCAGUGGUGGUGGCCUGCCCAGCGUGGGCCACACACCGGAGCUGGAGGAAGCUGUGCGGUCCUGGCGGGGGGCUGCUGAGGCGACAUCUAGACUAAGAGAAAGAGGCUGUGAUGGCUGCCUGGCAGGAAUUGAAGUUCAGCAGCUCUUUUGUUCUCAAAGUGCAGCCAUUCCUGAGCACCAACUAAAAGAGCUAAACAUAAAAAUCGACAGUGCUUUGCAAGCAUAUAAGAUAGCUCUGGAAAGCUUAGGCCACUGUGAAUAUGCGAUGAAAGCUGGCUUCCACCUGAAUCCAAAGGCAAUUGAAGCAAGUUUGCAGGGCUGCUGCAGUGAGGCGGAAGCCCAGCAGACAGGGCGGAGGCAGACACCCCCGCAGCCCAUGCAGUGCGAGCUUCCCACCGUCCCUGUGCAAAUAGGAUCGCACUUCCUGAAGGGUGUCUCCUUUAAUGAGUCGGCCGCUGACAAUCUGAAACUUAAGACGCACACGAUGUUACAACUCAUCAAGGAAGCAGGCUGCUACAACGGAAUCACACCCAGGGAGGAUUUUCCUGUGACUGAAGUACUGAACCAAGUUUGCCCAUCUACAUGGCGGGGUGCCUGCAAGACUGCUGUGCAGCUCCUGUUUGGCCAGGCUGGACUGGUGGUAGUUGAUACUGCACAGAUUGAAAAUAAAGAAGCCUACGCCCCCCAAAUCAGUUUAGAAGGCUCCAGAAUUGUGGUUCAAGUUCCAUCCACCUGGUGCCUGAAAGAAGACCCUGCUACCAUGUCACUUCUGCAAAGAAGCCUUGAUCCUGAGAAGACCCUGGGGCUCGUGGAUGUGCUCUACACAGCUGUGCUGGACCUAAACCGCUGGAGGGCAGGGAGGGAACAAGCUUUGCCCUGCAUACAGAUCCAGCUUCAGAGGGAGAUCUGCGAUUUUGGGAAUCAGGCUGACCUGCCUUCUGGGAAUGGAAGCAAAUCUUCAGGUGGCCUACAGAAGACAUUCUCCAAACUGACGUCCCGGUUCACCAAGAAAGCAUCCUGUACCGGCUCUAGCAGCAGCACAAAUUAUUCCAUCCCAAAUACCCCUUCCAAAAACAUCUUCGUCACUGGAUGUUCAGAAGAGAAGGCCAAAAUGCCCAGUAACAUUGAUGCAAGGUUACAGAGCAUUUUGAACAUUGGUAAUUUCCCUAGGACUACAGACCCUUCACAGUCAGCUCAGAAUUCCAGUAAUCCAAUGGCCAAUGGUUUUCUCAUAGAGAGGCGAGAGAACUUCCUGCACGGGGAUGACAGCAAGGAUGAGAAGGGUAUGAACUUACCAACCGAUCAGGAAAUGCAGGAGGUGAUAGAUUUUCUCUCGGGCUUUAACAUGGGCCAGUCACAUCAAGGCUCCCCACUGGUAACAAGGCGUAAUUCUGCUGCCACAGCCAUGGUGACUGAACAGAAGGCAGGAGCCAUGCAGCCACAGCAGCCGUCACUGCCAGUGCCCCCUCCGCCGCGGCCCCCCCAGGCUGGGGCACACACCCCUCUGACAUCCCAGCCAGGAUUGGCACCUCAGCAACAGUCUCCAAAGCAACAACAGCCCCAAGUCCAAUACUACCAACACCUGCUCCAACCCAUUGGACCACAGCAGCCCCCACCCCAGCCUCGGGCACCUGGGAAAUGGGUACAUAGCUCAUCCCAGCAGCCCACACAGCCUGUUGGAGCAGGUCUGUCUCCCCUUGGUCAGUGGCCUGGCAUCUCUGAUCUCAGUUCUGACUUGUACAGCUUGGGUCUGGUGAGCAGCUAUAUGGAUAAUGUGAUGUCAGAGGUUUUGGGACAGAAGCCACAGGGACCGAGAAAUAACACCUGGCCAAACCGUGACCAAAGCGAAGGAGUCUUCGGAAUGUUGGGAGAGAUUCUGCCUUUUGAUCCUGCAGUGGGCUCAGACCCAGAGUUUGCACGCUAUGUGGCAGGAGUGAGCCAGGCAAUGCAGCAGAAGCGGCAAGCCCAGCAUGGUCGCCGUCCGGGCAAUCCCCGUGGUCACUGGCCACCCAUGGAUGAUGCCCAUCGGACCUGGCCUUUCCCAGAGUUCUUCACGGAAGGCGAUGGCCUGCAUGGCAGCUGGUCAGCCACCCAGGGAGACUCGGCCAGCUCAAGUGAUGAGACGUCCUCAGCCAACGGCGACAGCUUGUUCUCCAUGUUUUCAGGGCCUGACCUCGUUGCUGCCGUCAAACAGAGAAGGAAGCACAGCAGUGGAGAGCAGGAGACCAGCACGCUGCCGUCGCCGCCUCUCCUCACCACAGUGGAGGAUGUGAACCAGGAUAACAAAACCAAAACGUGGCCACCCAAAGCACCCUGGCAACACCCUUCCCCGCUGCCCAGCACACUGCCCAGCCCGAGUGCACCACUCUACGCAGUCGCCAGCCCUGGCAGUCAGUGGAGUGACACCAUGCAGAUGCUACAGUCCCCGGUGUGGGCUGCGGCCAGCGACUGCAGUGCUGCCUCCUUCACCUAUGUGCAGACCCCACCACAGCCCCCACCCCCACCAGCACACAAGGCAACACCCAAGGGCUUCAAGGCCUUCCCUGGGAAGGCUGAGCGCAGGCCUGCCUACUUGCCCCAGUACUGACCCAGGAACAACCUGCUUGCCUGCCCAGGGCUGUUGGGGUGAGUGUCCCUGCCACACAGCUGACUAACUGACACCAGCCCCCAUGAGGACCAGAGUACCUCUGUCCCGGGGAGGGUUCCUUGGGGCUGGGGUUGGCAGCUCCAAGCCUUUAAAGUCUGGCUUCUCAUACUCUGGAGGCAUCCGACUUCAGAGAGCCAGCUGAGGAUGGAGGUUUCUGACCCUCAGGGGGAUGCUGGGGGAAUCUGCAUGCUUCAUGAGCACCUCAGGUGAUUCUGAUGUAGGCAGCCGCCGGCCAAGGUUUGAGAAACACAGCUCAAAAUGUUUUUUAGUCCUGCCCUGUAUUGGGGAGGCCUGGAGGCUAAGAGCAAAACUGACCAUUCUUCUGAAACCCUCUUCUCUCCUUAACCCACUGAGUGAUGAUCACACCAGUCACUGUAUUUCAUAGCUAUUUUUCAUGUAGGUUUUUAGUUAAAACAUCUCCUGCCUAAAAUGCAUCGAAAUAUUUUAAGGUAACAGAUAUACUGGCUAGAGGUUUGUUCAACACUAUUUUUAUUUAAGCUCACACAAAAUGGGCAAGUAUAGCAUAUUUGUGAUCAGAAGCGAUUGCCUGGGUUUUCUGUGGGUAGGCAGCCAGGGCUGUGGCCUUUCCCAGGUUUACAAAAGCAGAAUUGUAAAGCUGAUUGCAGGCAUAUUCUCGAUGGUGCAUGGAGAGGAGCCAGCUGGCCACUGUCGUUGUGCCAAUAGGGACAAGGUGCCUGCACCUGCUCCCUCAUCCCUGCACACAUGGCCAGAGCCACCGCAUAGACCUCAGAGUGGGGUGCGGUCAAGGGGCUGCACAGAGACACCUGUACUUGAAAUUGCAAUGACACUUGUGAGCUGGUUCAGGAGACAAACCAAUUAAGAUAUAAGAUAGGAAUGAAAGACUUUUCUUUAAAAAAGAAAAAAAUCCACCUCAUUUUCAAUUAACUUGUGCCAUUAAACAGAUUACAUCCUGUGGAAUUAGGGGUAUUUUCCAGCCAGAAUGGAUCCAGAAGAAUUGAAUGGUGCUUAAAUUGAGAAAUAAUAAUAAAUAUAUCUAUAUAGACUAGACAUAUCCCACUGUAUAUUAAUUGAGGUUACAGAAAGUUCUUUAUAUAAAACUUAUUUAAAUUUUUCAUAUUUCAUCUUUGAAAAAGUCUAAUUGAGAAAAAUCCAUAAUAUUUUCUGGUAUGAAAGUUUGACAGUAUUAAUAUUUUUUUUUAUAUUUUCUUAAAUCAUUAAACCAUUUUAAUAUAUGUUAACUACUAAUAAAUGGUUUAUUCUUUCUAACUCCAUAUAAGCUUUUCCAGCAAAGAUUGUAAUAACACACUUAUGUUCUCAUUUUUCUAUGGAUAUAAGUAAAUUUAUAUUUAAAAAUACCAAAAAGAAUAGAUAUAUAUAUGUACGUACACACACACAUACACACACACUAUAGAGGACCCUUAGGGUGUCUGAGCCCAGCCACCUGAAUUUUUAGUACUGUGUUGUCAGGCUGUUUCCAGGCCUCGGGUGUUGUCUUUUGUGCUGUGUGGGGAUGCCAUUGCUGCCUGUACUUACGAUCCUUUCACCAUGGGUUCUGAACAUUCACCUCACCAUGUUUACAGAGAACUGUUUUGUACAUAGACUUUUCCAGGCACGUGCUUUGCACCAACCCUGCGUGGCUCUCGUCUGUGUUCGUCGUCCCAGUGUGCACACUAAUCUCUUUGUUAACGUUGUUUGUGGCUGUUUCACUUGUAAGAUAGUUUUCUAUUUCCUUCAGUAACGUGUCCACAGUACCCCGUAUCUGGAGUUCUAUUAUACUGAAGUACUCUUGUUUUAAUAGUGCCUCCCCCAAAGACCUUGCCUGGGUCAGAGGUCAGCCCCUGAUGCCCCAGCAAGAGUGACAUUGCUAAUUGUCACUUUCCAGUUUGUUUAUUAUGGAAGACAUUUUGUAAUUGCAUCUCCAUGGGCUGUGAGACCGUGUGAAGCUGUCUGUGUGGUCUCCUUGUAGGUGCUGUGUUCCCAGCACCACCUUGCUCUGAACACUGGUAAUUCCAGGUGCUGCGCUUGGCAGAGGGGUCUCGCCAGAGCGCAUGUGUGUGCGUGUGUGAGUGUGUGUGUCCUUUCGUGGCCGGGCGUGGCUGCCUUGCUCGGGCAUCAGCAGGACAUUGUGUGAAUAGUUACAAUGCUUCCAAACUGGAACUCUACAUUUUGUAUCUUACUUUUAAAGCUCCUAUAAGUAAAAUAACUAUUGGCUUUAUUAAAAAUAUACAUUUAAUAA
Molecule: messenger RNA, 6482 nt
Organism: Tupaia belangeri chinensis (Chinese tree shrew)
Lineage: Eukaryota; Metazoa; Chordata; Mammalia; Scandentia; Tupaiidae
Gene: GARRE1
Product: granule associated Rac and RHOG effector 1
Exons: 15
Coding region: 992-4204 (1070 amino acids)
Biological process (GO): Rac protein signal transduction
Molecular function (GO): CCR4-NOT complex binding
Source: RefSeq, a predicted model, not a curated record